Penicillium pulvis is the source of this 2289-nucleotide messenger RNA. RefSeq lists its product as uncharacterized. The record is from RefSeq and is a predicted model, not a curated record. Gene Ontology annotation, cellular component: plasma membrane. NCBI's taxonomy places the organism in Eukaryota, Fungi, Ascomycota, Eurotiomycetes, Eurotiales, Aspergillaceae. Gene Ontology annotation, molecular function: potassium ion transmembrane transporter activity. Gene Ontology annotation, biological process: potassium ion transmembrane transport. Bases 1 to 2289 code for a protein of 762 amino acids. The transcript is spliced from 2 exons.
AUGGGUUGCUCUGGAGAUCGCGAAAAGGGAGAGGUACAACUGGAGGAAAAAUGGGACUACGUGAACCUUGAUGACUUUAAAUCCGAUUCAUGCUGGACACCCUUCUCGUACAUCUUCUUUUGGAUAAUGCUUAUCGUAUCGGUAUCAGUCUAUGGUGUCGAUAUCUUUACUGCGGUCAAUCUGCUCGCAUUCUCUCGUUGGUCCGGCCGUGUUGAACCCGCCAUCCCGUUCAGAAUCUCGCGUUGGAUCUUCGCCGUCUGUAUUAUCGUGUCGCUCACUUUGCUGGUUUACCGAUGGGUAUUCGCAAUCCGCGCUAUGCGCUCAGGCAGUAUUACUCGGAGCUAUCUUGACCCCCUUGCCGUGCGCAUUCAAAGUUUCCGUGUCGUCGAAAAGAACGGCCGUGGGUGGAAAAAGUUUCUGGUCUUUGCUGAACUGACAAAGAGUAAAAAAGGAGCCGAGUAUGUCGCACUAUAUACAUAUUUCGCCUUUCAAUUCUGGAUGAACACGAUUUUUGCCGACGGGCCGCGUCAAGUUAUCAAUGCCAUCACUCUUUACUCCGUCAUGAAAUUGGACCUUCUUCCAGGAGGAGAGAACACGACAAGCGAUGGCAACGCCUCGGGAAUCAUACAGUUCUUCAACAACAUCAAAGUUCUCGCUGAAGAAAACAACCUUCAAGCUGUGGUCUUGUUUGGCAUGCUCUUUACCUUGAUUAUCUGGGUUCUAUCUGUUUUGAAACUCGCCUCAGCGGUCAUACUUUACUUGAUCUUCCUUUUCCACCACAUUCCAGCCGAAGAUGGAUCCCUCAAGGCAUAUUGUCGACGCAAAAUUAGCACCCGACUUAAACGAAUUGUUCGUCGCAAGGUUGACAAAGCUCUCGCAAAAGGUCUGCAGUUACAGGAUCGCGUACCGACCCGACCGGGUCUGGCAACCGUGGACUCGAAACCGACACUGCCUUCUAUCGAUAUGGAUAAGACCCCUGUUGUGACCGCUUUGUCACGCAGCACCACGGAAACUACGCUGCCUCCUUAUACCCGCUCGAACUCAACUCGGACGGAGAGAAUGCCGACUCUACCGAAUCUUGAACUCGACAGCAAACCACCCUUGAGUCGGACCACGACUAAGUCGUCAGCUAUCUCAGCAGACUCGGCCCCGUUGACCGCCAAUGCGGCGCCGAUGGGAUACAGCCCUCUUGAUCGCCAAGCCUCUCCAUUGCCUCCGGUUCCGCCUGUGCCUGACAAUAUGCCCUCAAGAAUGGGUUCAGGCCAUGCCCAUCCCACUCCUGGACCCCAAUACGCAAGCGAAAGCGAUUAUAACUACCCUCCGUCUCAAUAUCGCAACUUGACGGACUCUGCCGGGCAGCCGGCUCGUACGUUCACCCCUGCUGCCGAUCCUUAUGCCACAUCAGGCCCCCACCUUGAUACCACUCAUGAUUAUUAUGACCCCUCUGAUUCCGCCGGGCACUACGAUCGAUAUGGACCUUCUGGAGAUGUCUAUGAGGAGGAUGAUUUUGAUAGCUAUGAGACAUCUCCGAACCAUGUACACCACCUUGCGCAGCAUGGGCACUCCUUCCAAGAGGGAUAUCAAGCAAGAUCAUAUACCCCAGCAUCCGCCGGCACAGAUCCUCGUUCUCAAGAUCCUUACUCGGCUAGAUCAUACACGCCCGCAAGCACAGGUGGAACGUACCGUCCCGAGGAUCCAUAUCAAGUCAGGUCCUACACUCCAGCAAGCACUGCCAUUGGCCAACCCCAAGAUGGAUAUCAGUCCUAUACAUCAGCAAGCUCUGCCACGGCUCGACCCCAAGACGGAUACCAAUCAUACAGUCCGACUAACGGAGCGGCCGCGGCGUAUCCUCAAGAAGGAUACCAGAAUAGAUCCUACACCCCAGCCAGCACGGUGACACCUCAUCCUCAAGAUGGGUACCAGCCUCGAUCAUUCACCCCGGCAAGUGCUGCAACAACGCCGCAUCCACAAGGAACCGCUCCACCGUUACGAUCCAUGACGCCGGCAAGCCGAGCCACGCCCGCUCCACAGCAAGCGGAUCAGUCAAUGCGGCCACCUCCACGAACAUAUACUCCUAUGAGCCCUGAAAGGUCCGCCUCGCAAAAUACCGGGUAUACUGCAUUCAAUCCGUCGGGCACUUCUUCAACACCCCAGCCCCGCAUGGCCCGCGCACCGCCUACAGGCUACCAGCCAUUCACUCGAGCCAACACAGCCUCACCUUCCACAAUGAACCGGAACGGUCCCCCGGUCGGAUAUUCUUUCAACCGCGCACACACCGACCAAUUCUGA